UCUCACUGUCUCAGUUCUCAGCUGAGAUUAUUGAGAAAGAUGGGGAAGAUGGGGACGACGACGGGGGUACCCGUGCCGGCCGCCAUUGCUAGGGAUUAUGAGGUGAUGGAGAGGCUGGCAGACGAGAGGUCUGCAUCGACUUUGUGGCGAGCGGUGCAGCGGUCGAGUGGGCAGGCGGUGGUAUUGAAGCAGGUAAAGCUCUCUGGGCUCAGCCGGAAUCUGAGAGACUGCCUCGAUUGCGAGCUGAGAUUCUUGGCGAGCGUUAGACACCCAAAUAUCAUCCGCCUGAUCGACUCCAUCCAGGUCGAGGGAUCCAUAUUUCUAAUCAUGGAAUUCUGCCCUGGGGGAGAUUUGGCCACUUUCAUCAAGCACACUGGUCAUCUUGAUGAGGAUACAACUAUAAAAUUCAUGAAACAGCUAGGAGCUGGUUUGGAGGUGAUGCAUAUUCACCACAUCAUUCAUAGGGAUUUGAAACCUGAGAAUAUACUGCUCUCAGCUCCCAGUUCUGAUGCUGUGCUAAAGAUAGCUGAUUUCGAUCUGGCAAGAGUUAUUCAUCCCGGUGAGUAUGCCAACAUGGUCUGUGGAACACCUUUCUACAUGGCUCCAGAAGUCAUGAAGUUCCAGAAAUAUGAUAAUAAGGUUGAUUUGUGGAGUGUCGGUGCAGUUUUUUUUGAACUUCUGAAUGGUUUUCCACCUUUCUGUGGCAAAAACAAUGUUCAGCUUCUGCGAAAUAUAGAAGAGACGAAUACACUUCCAUUUUCGCAACAAAUUCUCUCGAGCAUACGUGUAGAUUCCCUAGAUCUAUGCACUAGGCUGCUGCGCAAGAAUCCUAUGCAACGGAUUUCCUUUGAUGAGUUUUAUCACCACAGUUUCUUUGGCUGAUCCAAGUUCAAGAUUGUUCUGAGAUUAACUGACACAAUGGUAAGCUUGUAUGGCCGAUCAGAAUGGUAAGCUUGAUUCACAAAUUGGAUCAUAUUCCGAUCACAUCAUUCAUGGAGGCAUUUGCGUAGAAUUUUGGUAUGCGAAGAGUGUACGUAUGAUGUGUAUAAAUGCUUUUGUACCCCGUAAGGAUGUUGUAGAAGAAAACAAGUAGUUUGUGGUCUGUAGACAUACAAAUGUGUUAGCAUAGUAAUGAAGGUAUAUUGAUUGAAUUGGAUUACAGACCAAAUAUAUUUGGUAGAUUAUCCAAAACUGCCAUGCUCGAAAGUUAUCUCAGUCACUUAUAUGAAUAUAAUAUAAUUAUCCAGUCAACAAAGUGGACCUUGAUAUAACCAUUAACCACCGUCCGUAAUUCGACAGGACUGGGUCCGACCUCGUCUCCCAACCGGCCACGUGGCAUCUCCUCCUUUUUCCUUUCUUUGUCGGUCUUGCGACACCGUUCCAUUUACUGAUCCGCUUUACGUUCCAGUUUUUAUCCUCCGAUAUCUUCAAAUCCACAGAUUUCUCACCGGAGUCGAAGAAUUGUCGAGAGAAAUUGUUCCGGUUGGGUGACGCGACCAUGCCGGCCACGGAUUUCCAAGGUUCCUCCGUGCCCUUCGCUUCCAUCGGCCGCUCCAUCUUGAGCAUCCGCCGCGACCAGGUCCACGGCGUCGACGGCCACCACCACGAUUCCCCUGCCGGCGGGGCCUCCCAUGACCUCGAACUCGAGGUGUUCCAAAAGCACGUGUCUGACCUCUUCCACGAUCUAUCUUCCGGCGGCGGUGCAGAUGAUUUGCUCUCCCUCUCUUGGGUCCGCAAGCUGCUCGACAGUUUCCUCAUCUGCCAGGAAGAGUUCCGGGUGAUCCUCUUCAGCUGCAGCAAGGGGCAGCAGCAGCAGGCUCACCUCGCCCGCCCUCCCCUCGACCGCUUCCUCUCCGACUUCUUUGACCGCGCCGUCAAGGCGCUCGACCUCUGUAACGCCGUCCGCGACGGCGUCGACCAGCUCCGCCUGUGGCGCCAGCACCUCGAGAUCGCCCUCGCCGCACUCGACGGCGGUCAACCCCUCGGCGAGGGACAGGUUCGCCGCGCCCAGAAGGCCCUCGCCGACCUCUACAUCCUCAUGCUCGACGAGAAGGAGACUCCUUCCUCCGGAGGCGGCUCGAUCCUCCUCUACCAUCGCAACCGCUCCUUCGGCCGCUCCGUCAAGGAACCCCCACCGCAGCGCGGAGGCGGCGGGUCCGUCGCCUCGGCGGCCCACUUCCGCUACCUCACUUGGAGCGUCUCCCGGUCGUGGUCCGCCGCGCGGCAGCUCCAGGGGAUCGGGAACAACCUCUACGCUCCGAGGGGCAACGAGGUCAGUUCGACCGGCGGCCUCGCCGUCCCCGUCUACACCAUGAGCUCGGUGCUCUUCUUCGUGAUGUGGUCGCUGGUGGCCGCCGUGCCGUGCCAGGACCGCGGCCUGCAGACCCACCCCUCGGUCCCCCGCAGCUUCCUGUGGGCGGCGCCGAUGACGUCCAUGCACGAGAAGAUCUUCGAGGAAUCAAAGAAGAAAGAGAGGAAGAACACGUCGGGGCUGUUGAAGGAGAUCUACCAGAUGGAGAAAUGCAGCCGCCAUUUGACGGAAUUCCUGGACACGGUGGAGCUGCCGCUGGCGGAGGAGAAGGAGGUGGAGCUGAAGCAGGAGGUGCAAGAGUUGGCGGAGGUGUGCAACGCCAUGAAGGAGAACUUAGAUCCAUUGGAGCGGCAGGUGAGGGAGGUCUUCCUCAGGAUCGUGAGGAGCAGAACCGAAAUCCUCGAGUUACUCAACAAAUCCCACAAUCCAGAGUGACUUCACACUGAAAGAUGGAGAAAAAUAUAUAAUUAAAAUUCAAUUAUAUUUUAUUUUACCUACUGCUUUCUAUUCGCAUGUCAAUUAUGUUUGCUUUUCUUUAGGACUGGUUGUUUUUCUCUAAAUUUUGUCAAAGAUGUACAAUUUUAAGGUA
Molecule: messenger RNA, 2900 nt
Organism: Zingiber officinale
Lineage: Eukaryota; Viridiplantae; Streptophyta; Magnoliopsida; Zingiberales; Zingiberaceae
Product: protein ROH1-like
Exons: 8
Coding region: 1499-2746 (415 amino acids)
Source: RefSeq, a predicted model, not a curated record